Molecule: messenger RNA, 2521 nt
Organism: Clarias gariepinus (North African catfish)
Lineage: Eukaryota; Metazoa; Chordata; Actinopteri; Siluriformes; Clariidae
Gene: tp53i13
Product: tumor protein p53 inducible protein 13
Exons: 9
Coding region: 387-1871 (494 amino acids)
Cellular component (GO): cytoplasm
Source: RefSeq, a predicted model, not a curated record
GGUAACUGGUGUGUCGGACAUGUUGCAGUUCUCCAGACUUCUCCCACAGUCCUGAGAGUUAGAGAGAGUUCCAGGUGCUGAGAGACGGAGGAGCUGUUAUUGUUGUUAUGAGGACGUUGUUAGCUUUGAUUUAAGUCGAGUAACUGGUUUACAGCGACACACAGGCGUUAGUAUGGAAAUAAUACACACGUUCACGGACUUCACUGCUGAACACUGAGAGAGAGAGAGAGAGACGCUCCUGUUCGCUUCAGGGUUCUGGUUCCGGGCGGAAUGGAGUCCUCCUGCGCCUCCUCGGGAACCUGCGCAGUGAACAGAGAGCAACCCGAGGGAGUGUGUGUGUGUGUGUGUGUGUGUGUGUGAGUGUGAGUGAGCGGGACUGAGGAGCUAUGGGGCUCAGAGCUCAGGGGCUGAUGUGUGGACUUGCGGCUCUGUGUGUGAUCCAGCACCACUCAGGACUGAGCCAGCUCUGCGACAACGGCAAGACAAAGCUGGAGACAGACCUCCCAUCUCCGGAUGAGUUUCUCUGCCUGAAGCCAAGUCCACUAACAUCAUCAGCUCCGGAGCUCCUGGAUAUUUCCACCAAAUAUAUUCCACAGUCAGCUAGGCAUGUCUGCAUGGGUUUACCCAUAACAUACCAUCAAACAAUCCCUAACAGUGGAGCUCACAGGCCUAUAGGAGCUCAGAGUGGAGAAUACUUGUACUGCCCUCCUCAACGCUGGCUUAACAACCUGAAGGAUGGCGCCACAGUGCUCCUGUUUCACCCCUGUGCUUCUCAGGAUGCUCGCAAUAGUCUGGCGGCCGUGGCUCAUUCCUGUCUGCCUCACUUUAUCCUCACAGCUUAUCCUGAUCUCAGCCAGCAAAGACCAAUUGCUUUGGUUUCCUGGGGUCGCACACUAGAGAUGUCCCACAUCAGCACAGCAGGAUUGUGUGAGUGGUUGUUUACAUCGUCCUCCAGCUUUAACCAAACAACAGCAAGCCACAAUUACAACCUGUAUUUGACAAAAGCUGCACCAAUAGACCGUGCACUGAAUACAUCUGUGAAGUCCCUGAAAGCAUGCUGUGUGGAGACUCUAUCUGCCUACGAGGCUACAGCGAGAAUGAGGAAGGUCCGAUCAGUCCCGCAGCCUGCAAAAGAAGAAAUGGAGAAAGAAGAAGUGAAACACUCUAAAACUGCUUUUUCCAUCAGCUCUGAGUCUGCCACACUAAAUUCUACACACAGACAGGAACUGAACAAUAGCGAGGAUAAAGAUUCUCUUUCUAAAGACCCUCACAGCAAUGUCAGCACUGUCCAUACUGCUGUGCAUGCAGAGGAACGUGGAGGUGGUGUGAGGACGGACACAAAGACAGCAACCACACAGAUGAAGACACUAAAAGACCCACAUGGCGACACCAGAGGAGAUAAACCUGUGAUUAACACACAUGAUUCACAAAAUGAUGUUAAGUCUCCAAAGUUGAUCAACACUGACACUUCAAGGAAGCAGCGCAUUAAGACUGAUCUAGGUGAGCUGAGUGCAGUAGGGUGUGCGGGUUCCGGUCACUGCGGAACUCCUGACAUGGACCCUGCAGUAGUAAGAGGACCACUGAAGGGACGCAAGAUGACUGUCCAGCGCACCGACGAGGCUGUGUGGGCAGCAGCAGCUCUGGGUUUCCUCCUGGUUUUGCUCACACUUUCAGUGCUCCAUACACGCUUGUACCGAAACUGCCGUGCACCGUCCAGCCUGUACUGGCGAGAGAGCCAGCAGGACUAUGAAAGUGUCGCAGACAUCAUUCGCAGGAGGCUGAAGAAGGUGGGCAGGAGGAAGAGGAGAGCGAGCCAAAGCAGGCGGCAGGAAUGUCCUUUGCUCUCUGACUCCAGCACUGAUAAUGACUGACUCACUGUAGGACAGUGGAUGUGAGGAGUCCAGUCUCUUCCCAAUUCACUAAAUGCAAGUCUGCAUUUAACAGCACUGUAGUUCCCUGUUGUGCACAGGAACCUAAAUGAAGGACCAUCUAUUACAUGACCCAAAACAGGUUUUUGUUUUUUUCUAAACCAAUGAAGUUUGUAAACAUGUACUCUGACUUUAUUUAAGCCUUUUAAUUGUGUGUUUUUAGACGGUACAGUGCCUCGAUAUAGAAGUCUUCACUACCCCCUUUAUUUAUUGACUUUUUUUUUUGUACUGUAUUUUAACAUCAAAUUUAAGCAUAUCAGAGUAAGACUUUAUGUGCUCCUAUCAAAGUGACGACAGAAAUAAACUACACAGAUGUCCAUUAGAAUUAUUUUUGUAAUUUCAAAUUGGAAAACUUAAAAAGAUUUGUGUUGUCUCAGAUUUAGACUUGUUGAGCUUUGUAAAUUUUUAUUUAGACAUUUUCUUUCAUUCCUGUUAAAUGAACAUUGAUGGUUAGCAGUUAUUAUUCUUCAGUAAAAUUUAUGUCUGGCCUUUGAUUGUAACUUUAAACUGACCAAAGAAAUUCUGAAUUCUAAAGCUGUGUAAUAAAAUCAAAUAUAAAGUUGCAAUACAGUAAAACAGUAGUUAUCACCAGG